GCUAUCUACUGGUCGUGUACGGUAGCUUCUGGCGGUCAAGACGACAACACAAGCGCAACGAGGGACACGCGUAACGCAACAAUGGCGACCUGAGAAGAACCGUGGCGUGUGCUCCAUUGCUCAGUUCUACGCAUCGAGAAAGUGCGAGUGUGUGUUUACCGCGACCGUGUACGCGCAUCUGUGAAUGCGUAGCUUGUUCGUGCCAUUAGGAAAUGCGUUACCCACGAAACUCAAACCGAUAUUGUGCACAGACGGUCUAUUGCUCGUCUCGUUGAGGCCAGCAGCAGUCAGACAGCGAGCAGCGACACAGCGCCGAUUCAUGGUGCUGGUGUACUCCGCCGAAAAAACGGCUGUGCCAUGCUCAACCACGCGUCGUCGCGCCCAUUAUAAUGCUCUGUGGGUCAGCAAUACUUAGUUGCCACAAAAAUCCAGUGGUGCUGGCAUGAUAAAAUAAGGGAAGCGAACGAAGGAAAUGAGCCAUAAUAUUACGGGCAUGCCACCCUUUACAAGGAUGCAAUUGGGGGGUGUAGCAAUGGGUAUGAACAUGGGCCCGAAUGCCCCACAUCCCGAUACUUCUACACACCCCCAUCCACCACCGCCACCACCAGCUGGUCCUAAUCCUAAAAAGAAGAGACGUACAAAUGCAAGUGUUGCUCAGCCACCCCCACAACCAUCUCCAUCUGUACAGGAUUUACUACCGCCACCUUUAACAGGUUACGGUGAUACAAUAGUAGCGAGUAAUCCUUUCGAUGAUACACCACCACCAAGCACACCGAGCCCAAUGAUGCAUGGUGGACCUCCUCAUAUGCAUCCCCAUCAUCCACAUCAUAUGGGUGGCCCUCCUAUACGAGGCAUGAGUCCCCUAACUUCGAUAGGUGGCAUGAGUCCUAUGAUGCCACACAACAUGGGCAAUAUGAGCCCCAUGGGUAAUUCACCCAUGACAAAUCACAUGAAUCACAUGGGUGCCAUGUCUCCCAUGAACCAUGCUCCUAUUGGCGGCAUGAGCCCUAUGAAUAAUAUGGGCCCGAACAUGCCCCCCGGUCCAAUGAACACCAUGAACAAUCAUAUGAAUAUGAGCCAUAUGGGUAAUUCGCAAUUAAGUGGUCCACCGAUGGGUAGUCCGAUGAACAAUAUGAACAGCGGGCCUAUGGGUAGUCCGAUGAACAACAUGGGUCACAAUAUGGGCAGCCCUAUGGGUGGUCCUCUUGGUUCUCCGAUGAACACCAUGGGAGGAUCCAAUCAUAUGCCUAAUGGACCAAUGAACAUGAACAACAUGAACAGCCAUAUACCGCCCAACAGUCCGUUAAACGGGCCGUCACUUAACAAUGUAAACAGUCCGUUAGGACAUAAUGGAUCUCAACCUCAUCCAAAUCACAUGGCAAAUAAUCUUAACAACAUAGGAAGACCUAUGAACGGACCUAUGACUACCAUGAAUUCAAUGGCAUCGAAUAAUAUGAAUAUAACCGGACCGAAUCAGAUAAACAAUAUGAAUAUGGCUGGUCCGGCGAUGAACAAUAUGUCUAAUAUGAAUAUUAGUCAUCACAAUCAAAUGGGUGGUCACAUGGCAGGACCGAUGGGUACGAUGUCCAAUAAUAUGGGUGGUGGACCACCCAUGGGACAUCCCAUUAAUCCCAUGGGAAGUUCUAUGCCGCCGCAUGGGUUUCAGGGUCCACCAGGAAUGGGUCCAAAACCAAUGCCAAUUUCUGCUGGCAAGAUAUAUCCUCCAGACCAAUCAAUGGUAUUUAAUCCACAAAAUCCUAAUGCGCCACCAAUUUAUCCUUGUGGAGUUUGUCAUAAAGAGGUGCAUGAUAAUGAUCAGGCAAUUCUGUGCGAAUCGGGUUGUAAUUUUUGGUUUCACAGGGAUAACGCGAUUGUUUCAGGGGUUGCACAGGAUUGUCGGAGCACGCCUAUCAAUUAUUAACAGCAGAGGUCUAUGCAGAAUGGGCGUGUGAUAAAUGUUUGCAAUCGAAAAACAUACCCCUGGUUAAGUUUAAACCAUAACAUUUUGUGUCUCGUCGUUCAUGCGACGCUCGAAUGACUCUUUGUUAGCGUUUAUAUAUGGUACACAAGUGCGAUUGUGCACACACAUAACACAUACACAGUCAUACAACAUACAGAGAGAGACAGAGAGACACAUUCAUAGCACUAACGUGGUAAAUACUAAUGCACGGGCGAAGUCGUGCGUACAAUAUAAAAAUACGCUGUUUGUUAAUACUUACAAUUAGCUUUAACUUGUUGAAAUAUUAGGGUAUCAUUGUAAGUCAUAUUAAUGAAUAUCAAGACAGAAAUAACAUGUUUAGAAGUUAUUUUAAAUUUUGAAUCUGUUUAUGGCAAAUGGAUUCAUAAAAAAUAUUUAAUUAACAUAAUUUGAGGUU
Molecule: messenger RNA, 2375 nt
Organism: Linepithema humile (Argentine ant)
Lineage: Eukaryota; Metazoa; Arthropoda; Insecta; Hymenoptera; Formicidae
Gene: pygo
Product: pygopus
Source: RefSeq, a predicted model, not a curated record